AUGUGAACGCUAGGCGGCAGCUCGGUGCUCCACCGGAAGUUGUUCCUGUCAGCACGUAGACUGUUUCCGGCUACACCGCUGCUCAUCGACAUUAAACCAUGAAUCCGCUGACCAAAGUGAAGCUGAUCAACGAGCUGAACGAGCGCGAGGCCGACCUCGGCAUCAAGGAGACCGUUUCCUGGCACAGCGAGUACAAGGACAGCGCCUGGAUCUUUGUUGGAGGGUUUCCAUACGAGCUCACCGAGGGGGACCUGAUCUGCGUCUUCUCUCAGUACGGAGAGAUCGUCAACAUCAACCUGGUGCGAGACAAGAAGACCGGCAAGUCCAAAGGCUUCUGCUUCCUCUGCUACGAGGACCAGAGGAGCACCAUCCUGGCUGUGGACAACUUCAACGGCAUCAAGAUCAAAGGCCGGACCAUCCGCGUGGAUCACGUUAAGAACUACCGUCCUCCCAAAGACCACGAGGACAUCGACGACGUGACCAAACGUCUCAGAGAGGACGGCUGUGCUCCUAAAGAUCCUGCUGCUGCCGGCCUCUCUGAGGAAGAGGAGCAGGAUGCCGUACCUGUGAAGAAGGCCAAGAAAGACAAGAAGGAGAAGAAGAAGAAGAAAGAGAAGAAGAAGAAGAAGAAAAAGAGCAGAGAGUCCUCUUCCUCGCCGGAUUCGUCUCCUCGUCAUCCUCCUGCAGGCGUCAGAGUCAAAGAGGAGAAACAGGACGCUGCCUAUGACAAGUACAGCCAGCAGGGGGCGCCGUCCGGCGGAGCACAGAACGGACAGAGGGCCACGGACAGAGGAAGAGGUGAGGAAGAGGAGAGGUGGAGAGGAAGGGACAGAGAGGAAGACAGGAGGAGAGUCAACGAGAGGCGGAGGGAUGAAGACGACAGGGAGAGAGAGGGAGACAGAAGAAGAGAGGACAGACGGAGAGAGACGGAGCGAGACGACGGACGAAGACGAGACGCCGGGAGACGAGAGGCAGAGCGACGAUGAAGAUGAUCCGUCAAACAUGAGGACAUUUUCUGUGAAACGUCACUUCCUGUCUGUACGCCUGGGUCAGCUCAUCGCUGCCCCUGGUGGCCGUAGCUGUCGCUGCACGACAUGCUGAGAGAGUAAAAAGGUUCUGACUGGUGACGGCUUUCUGUUUAAAUGAUGGUUCUGUUGGCAAAGAUGGCUGAACUAUGAGGUCCAAACAGGACUGGCUUUGUUUCUGCUGCAAUCAAGAACGUUCUUUAAAGGAAAAUGCAUCAAUUUGUUGUAUAAGUCAUUAAAAGUCACAUUUGUCCCAAUAAUA
This is a messenger RNA of Fundulus heteroclitus (mummichog), 1287 nucleotides long. RefSeq names its product RNA binding motif protein X-linked 2 (gene rbmx2). Gene Ontology annotation, molecular function: RNA binding. The coding region runs from base 99 to 986 and encodes 295 amino acids. Gene Ontology annotation, biological process: mRNA splicing, via spliceosome. Gene Ontology annotation, cellular component: catalytic step 2 spliceosome; precatalytic spliceosome; U2 snRNP. The transcript has 6 exons. The record is from RefSeq and is a predicted model, not a curated record. NCBI's taxonomy places the organism in Eukaryota, Metazoa, Chordata, Actinopteri, Cyprinodontiformes, Fundulidae.